Molecule: messenger RNA, 954 nt
Organism: Zygosaccharomyces rouxii
Lineage: Eukaryota; Fungi; Ascomycota; Saccharomycetes; Saccharomycetales; Saccharomycetaceae
Gene: CBF1
Product: Cbf1p
Exons: 1
Coding region: 1-954 (317 amino acids)
Cellular component (GO): nucleus
Molecular function (GO): DNA-binding transcription factor activity; protein dimerization activity
Source: RefSeq, a predicted model, not a curated record
AUGUCAAAGAGGGAACACGGUGAAGAGGACGACGAGUCUAUCAAGAGACAAAAACAGGACGAUAACAUUGAUGCUGCGCUUUUGAACGAAGGUGAAGCACAGAGUGGCUCACAACAGUACGAGACAGCAGCUACAGCUGCUGCUGUUGCGCAUGCAGCCUAUGGUGAUUUGAUUCAACAUCCUGGUGAUGAGGGCAAGUCAGGUGGUGCCGGUGACGAUGACGAUGACGAUGAAGGUGCAGAGAAUCACGGAAGUGCUGGUGUGCAUGCGCAUACCGGUGCUGAAGGUGGAGCUGGUGACAACGAAGGUGGUGAAGACGAAGAGGAAGAUGAGGAAGAGGAGGAGGAUGUCGAUGACCAAAUAAAGGAUCCAGACCACGUUCCUGAGGACGAUGAUGAUGAAAAUCGCGGUAAGCAAUCACACAGACGUAGUAGUGGAUCUAUCAAGAGUGGUCUUGGUGGUAACACCUCUGCACGUAGUGGUAGUGGGUCUGCAGAUGUAGACUUGGAAGAUGCAGCCGGCGCUGAUGACGAUGUCGACGAUGAUGAGAAGAAGAUGUUUGCAAGGCGUGCAAGACGUGCUCCAGCAGCUACGGGCUCAGAUGAAUGGAGGAAACAGCGUAAGGAUUCUCACAAGGAAGUGGAAAGACGUCGGCGUGAAAAUAUCAAUACUGCAAUUAAUAAGUUAAGCGAAUUGCUACCUGUUAAAGAGUCUAGUAAGGCGACAGUACUGGCGAGAGCAGCUGAAUAUAUCCAAAAAUUGAAAGAAACUGAAAGUGCAAAUAUUGACAAAUGGACUCUACAGAAAUUACUGAGUGAACAAAACCAAUCAAGACUGUCGACUGCCAAUGAAAGGUUACAAGACGAAUUAGGUAGAGCCUAUAAAGAAAUUGAAUCCUUGAGACAAAAGCUAAAGGAGGCUGGAAUUGAGGUGGAAACGAGUAACGAGAACUGA